This is a messenger RNA of Aegilops tauschii subsp. strangulata, 2635 nucleotides long. RefSeq names its product protein FAR1-RELATED SEQUENCE 5. Gene Ontology annotation, molecular function: zinc ion binding. Gene Ontology annotation, biological process: regulation of DNA-templated transcription. The record is from RefSeq and is a predicted model, not a curated record. NCBI's taxonomy places the organism in Eukaryota, Viridiplantae, Streptophyta, Magnoliopsida, Poales, Poaceae.
AGGAUUGGAGCUGCAGCCCCGAGCAGGCCACCGUGUCCAAACCGCAUCAGCGCGUUUGAGAAGGCAGUACGGAGUUUUGCUGAGAAUCCUACGGAGAAUGUUAUCACGCCAGUUAUCGGCACAACAUUCGACUCGGUGGGUGAGGCUUACGACUUCUACAAUUUGUACUCCUAUGAGAAGGGAUUUGGCAUUCGUUAUGGCAAAAGCAGGUUAAAUGUGGAGAGGACAAAAUGCAUGCAGGAGAUAGUUUGUGGUUGCUCAGGAAAAGCAGGUGCCGAGAACACAAGAUCUUGUCGUUGUGAGUGUCCUGCUCUAAUUAGGCUGCUACGAGCAGAGGACAAAGGAUGGUAUAUUGCGGAGCAUAGGGAUACGCACAACCACUCGUUGUCGCCUAAUUGCGGUGAGACAAUCCACUGGCCAUCACACAAACACAUUGAUGUGUACACCAGAGAUCUUGUGAAGCAGUUGAGGCAGAACAAUGUGAAUUUGGCAAAGGUGUACAACAUCGUUGGCGUUUUUUUUUUAUCGAUGGAAAAUGUUCCGUUCACAAAGAGGUCUUUGCGUAAUCUAUGUGGUAAGAUAAACAGGGACCAUGCAGAGGAUGAUGUGAAGAAGACAAUUGAUGUGUUUGCUGAGAUAGGGGAUAAAGAUCCACACUUCACGUACAGGGUUCAGUCUGACAACGAGGGAAGGAUCAAGAAUCUGAUGUGGGCAACCAGGAGCAGUAGGUUGCAGUACUCAUUUUUUGGGGAUGUCAUCACUUUUGACACAACUUACCGAACAAACCUGUACGACAUGCCUUUUGGCUUGUUUGUUGGCGUGAACAACCACUUCCAGAGUGUGCUCCUGGCGGGAGUCCUUGUGCGUGAUAAAACCGAAGAUAGUUUUGUAUAUGGGUCUUCUCAGAAUUCCUCCGAAUGAUGGGUGGCUCUCCACCUGUGACCAUACUAACAGACCAGAACCGGGCUAUGGAGCUAGCGAUCAAGAACGUUAUGCCAAACACGACACACCGAUAGUGCAAGUGGCAUAUCCUGAAAAAAGCAAAAGAGUCACUCGGUAGCUUGUACACAAAGAAAAGUGAAUUCAAGGCUGAAUUUUAUAAGGUGGUAAAUCACAUGCUGACAGAAGAUGAAUUUGAAAAGGUGUUGCUGGACAAAUACAAGCUGAGAUCUCAUCCGUACAUGACAAGCCUGUUUGAGAUUCGUAAGAAAUGGGAGAAAGCUUAUUUUAAGGGCGUUUUUUGUGCAAAAAUGACUAGCACACAGAGGAGUGAGAGUGCAAACCAUAUGCUGAAAAAUUAUGUCCCUCCUGGUUGCCCGAUGCACAUGUUUGUUUAGAAAUACAUGAGGCUGCAAUUUGACCGGGAAUCGGAGGAGAACUAUGAAGAAAAACGAACGCGAAUUGGGAGUCCGUUGCUAAGAGCGAACCUAGCUGUGGAAAGGCAUGCGGGCAUGAUAUAUACAAGAGCAAUGUUUGAAUAGUUUGGACAUAUACUAUACGAAUGUGGUGCUUACCAAGUUGAGGAGGUUGGGAAACACCAGACAUAUAUUGUGAUCCACAGCGAAGCAGAGAAGAGAGAGAAAUGGUGCAUGGUGUCGUACAAGGUUACAAUGCUGGAUGGGGGUGAUGAAUUCGAUUGCGAGUGUGGACGAUUCGCACACAUGGGCCUGCUGUGUUGCCAUGUGCUGAAGGUGUUAGAUUUUAUUCGGGCUAAAGAAAUACCAGAAUAACAUAUCGUGAAGCGAUGGACAAAAGAUGCAAAAGAUAUACUGCCAGCUCACCUAGUCCAAUACUAGAAGGAUAGCAUGAAGAACAAUCCAUUUUCAUAUAUGCACUUCACUAUGUACAUGCACGCGAUGGAAUUGGUGAGAUUAGGGGACACCAUCGUGGAUGCAUACAACCGGCUGAUGGAAUUGUUCAAGUCAAAUUUGACAGUAAUGCUACCUUACGCAGAAGUGAGGGAUGGUCUUGGGCUAGAGGACAGGCUUGCAGCAAAGGGAUCGUGGUCGAUCGGUCAAACCCUGCUGCACUAGUUGGUGAACAAGUUAACCACGCACCGGAGGGGGUGCAGAGCUUGCGGACAAUGACUCUACGUCAAGAACAAGCAACCGUUUGCAUGGACUGCUGGCUCCAGCAAAAUGGAAACAGAUGGGACGACCAACGACGAGUAGGGAGAAGGCUCCGUACGAAGGCAUGAGCAAACGGACCAGAUUUUGCACAAUUUGUCGUAGGCAGGGUCACAAGCGAACAACUUGUCCAGACCGUGGAGAUAUCCCAAAACAGCCUUGGAAGCCAGCUAGAUGCAUGAACUGUGGCGUCGAAGGUCAUCGACGAAACAACUGUCAUAAAGCAAUGGCAGUAGAACUAGCAGGAGGCAUGUGAAGAGAAUGAUCUAUGACAUAAUGCCAGGAUAUGGAGUAGUUUAUGAACUUUGAAAUUUGAUGAGACUAAUGUAAUGUUGUCUGUCCUGUCAUGUAUGUGGUUUGUAUGCGAUGCCAGUAGAUUCUUGUGCUGUUGUUACCAAAACAUUUAUGUUUUCUAGUUUUUUAUUAUGAACCAUAUCGUGUUGUAGUAAGCAGAGAGGAAUCGUUAUGUUUUUUUUUCUCCCCACUGGCAUGAAGAUAAAUUCAGGGGA